Messenger RNA from Anthonomus grandis grandis, 5969 nucleotides. It is a transcript of the gene Dap160, whose product is annotated as intersectin-1. Gene Ontology annotation, molecular function: calcium ion binding; guanyl-nucleotide exchange factor activity; molecular adaptor activity. Gene Ontology annotation, cellular component: cytoplasm; plasma membrane; presynaptic membrane. The record is from RefSeq and is a predicted model, not a curated record. Gene Ontology annotation, biological process: endosomal transport; clathrin-dependent synaptic vesicle endocytosis. The transcript has 26 exons. Lineage: Eukaryota; Metazoa; Arthropoda; Insecta; Coleoptera; Curculionidae. The coding region runs from base 254 to 5437 and encodes 1727 amino acids.
AAAGAGACGAUUUUUGUAUGUAGAGGAGUUGGCUUCAUACCUAAGUAUUGUUAUUGAUUUUUCUCUAGUUCUGAUCAGUGAUUUGGCGUUCUGGCAAAAAUUCUUCCUGGAACCCAGAUAUCUCUGGAAAAGGGGUGGGAUAUAAUUCGCAAAUAAUCCCAAUAAAUUCGCGUAAGUUGCAGCUUUUAAAAAAUGCCAAUGUUUAGUUGAUUAAAUUUUAAAGGAUUAAGGGAAACGCUGAGCUCAAACAACAAUGUCUGCUGCUGGUACCCCAUCUACAGAUCCUUGGGUCAUAUUAGCUCGUGAAAGAGCUAGAUAUGAAGAGCAGUUUAAAUCUUUAAAACCCAAUAACGGAGUUAUUACUGGAGAUCAGGCCAAGGGCUUUUUUUUGCAAAGUCAACUGCCUCCAUUGGUUUUGGGGCAAAUAUGGGCUCUGGCAGACACAGAUUCCGAUGGCAAAAUGGACAUAAAUGAAUUCUCUAUUGCCUGUAAACUGAUCAACCUGAAACUAAGAGGGUUUGAGAUACCCAAGGGGCUACCGCCUUCCCUUCUAGCAUCACUAAAACUUCAUUCUUCAACUCCUCCAGCUAUACCUCCACUCCCAAAUACUGGACUAAUUAAUCAUGCUCCUUCAAGACCUGAACCGCCAAAGGUUCCUGCCAUGACUUCAGCACCUCAGAAACCUGCUUACCCACCUGCCAUACAGCCCUUGAUAGGUACUGCACAACCAAUGAUGAGCGUUUCUCAACCUGCACUUAAUGCUAACGUUCAAGGGAUGCUUAUUAACACACAACCAAUGACAACAUCUAGCCAGUCUCUUUUAGGUGGAUCACAACCAUUGGUACCCGGUACUCAACCACCUUUGAUGCCUGGUAUUCAGCCUCCUCUUGUACCCGGGCUUGGCACAGUGGCUCCUACUGGCCCUCCAACUGGGGUGGUUCAACCUGUUAAUAUGGCAGGUGGGAUGAUUUCCAAUGCUGGAUCUAUGAUUCCAACAGGUAUAGUACCACCAAUGCAAACUAGUAUACCCCAAAUUCAGCCAAUGGUAAGUGGUUCGGCGACAUUGCCAAACGCGAUUCCACCUCUAGCAGGUUCUAUACCAUCUAUUCAGCCAAUAGUUUCACAACCUUUAGCUGGUUUUGGCAUACAGCCCAGUAUGGUAUCUAAUAUACCUCCUACAGGUAUAACUUCAGCAGCUUCAAUUAAUACUUCAAUAAAUUCCACCCCCUUAAUCUCUGCUGGCCCUAUAUCACCUGUAGGGUCAAUAGGAUCUGUAGGUGCUCCCGGCAUAGGGCCAGGAGCAACCAGUACUCCUAGGGCUAGUGUUACUAGCUUAGAAAGGGCCCCAAGUGUUGAGUCUUCCAGCGCUGUAGAAUGGUCAGUUCCCCAACAAACGAAACUGAAAUAUACACAAAUCUUCAACACGAUGGAUCGGACGCGAAGUGGAUUUUUAUCUGGGGCACAAGCUAGAAAUGUUAUGGUACAAUCGAAGUUACCGCAGGCACUUUUAGCCCAAAUUUGGGCUCUGUCUGAUAUGGAUGCGGACGGACGCCUGGGAUGUGAAGAGUUUGUUCUGGCGAUGCACCUCUGCGAACAAGCCCAGGUAGGAACUCUUCCACCUGCCAAGUUACCACCAGAUUUGGUACCACCGUCAUUUAGGAGACCGGCCAGAACGGCCUCGAUUUCUAGUCAAGGUAGCACAGUACACGCCGACCAAGAUCCUGCCAGUACUUUACUUCAAACAUCAUUUGACGAUAAACGCAAGGAAAACUACGAGAAAGGACAGGCGGAAUUAGAGAGGCGCAGAAAAGCCCUGCUGGAUCAGCAAAGGAAAGAGGCAGAGGAGCGUGAACGAAAGGAAAGGGAGGAACAAGAGCGAAAAGAAAAAGCGCGACAAGAAGCGGAGAGAAAAAGACUUGAGGAUUUGGAGAAAGCGAUGAGGGAACAACAAGAAAAGGAGCGGUGUAUAGAGGAAGAACGUAAAAGACAAGCAGAACAACGUGAAGCUGCUAGAAAAGAGAUGGAAAGACAACGACAAUUAGAGUGGGAAAAACAAAGGCUACAAGAGCUGCAACAACAAAGACAAAGAGAGCAAGAAAACGUCCUAAAACUGAAAGCCAAAAAUCAAAGUUUGACCAUUGAGCUUUCGUCCUUAAACGACCAGGUCAAGGAAUUGUCACAGAAGAUCUGCGAUACGAGGAUCGGUGUUUCAAAUGUGAAGUCUACCAUAGACGGGAUGCGUACGACCAGGGAUACACAAAUGCAAGAAAUGUCACAGUUAAAAAAUAAAUUGAAAGAUCAAAACGCUAAACUGCUUGCCUUGUCUCAGGAGAAGAUCAAACUAGAAGCUAGAAAUAAGAUUAAUACGCAGGACCCCGACCAGGCCAAGUUGGCAUUUGAGAACAAAGAAGUAACGAUUAAGAACCUGAGGGAAAAAGUAAGUGAUAUUCAAUCGCAGAUCGACUCAAAAAUGUCCGACAUCGAAAACAACAAUAGUCAAUUGAAAGACCUUAAAGCGCAAAUGAAAACUUUGGUUUCCGAAUGUCAAUCUUUGUAUACAAAGUACGAAGACAAAAAGAACCAAGUUUUGCAAAUGAAAACCGUUAAUAAGCCACUGGAUUACGGAGAUUCGUGGAAAACGACUGACGCUUGGGGUAGCAGUACUAACGCAAAUUCCGAUUGGCCCGUUGAAAAUAAUUGGGAGACGGACGAUGCGGUGCCGCCGAAUCUUGAUAGCAUACCGGGGGUUCAUAAAUAUAGGGCCAUUUAUGAGUUUUCUGCUAGAAAUAAUGAUGAAAUAUCGUUUCUACCAGGAGACAUUUUACAUGUUCCCGAACAACAGACUGGCGAACCAGGCUGGUUAGCAGGCGAAAUAAAUGGAAAAACCGGUUGGUUUCCCGAGUCUUACGCGGAACCAGUUGAUGGAGUGGGAAUCAGAGGAAGUACAACCGUACAGAAUUCUAUAAUAGAAUCUACUAAAAUAGAGGAACCUUUAGCCGUUGAACCAGUGGCGGUAGAGCCUGUCACUGCUUUGGAAAAUGAUACUAAGGCAGACGCUACUGUUCCGCCACUAGAUGACGAUGCUGAGCACUACAUAGCAAAUUAUCCUUAUCAGUCGCAGGAGCCCGGCGAUUUGACUUUUAACGCAGGGGAUAUCAUUGCCGUAGUUAAAAAAGAAGGCGAUUGGUGGACUGGCAAACUAAAUGACAAUGUUGGGAUAUUCCCUAGCAAUUACGUACAAAAAGUAGAUAGCAACGUUGGUCAAAUAAUAACGAAUCAGACCAGCGAAAGCACCGCGCCAGCCUCAUCCGGAGUAAACGCGGCGGCCGUAUCCAUAGCCCUGGAAAGCUACAACAGUUCAAACGCCCAAGUCGACAACGAAGUGUCCCAGAUAAAUGAAAAAUCCACGGAAAAACCUUUCGACGCCUCUAUGACAUCCAACGCGCAGGUGGUUAAAGGUAAAAAACCGGAAAUUGCCUCAGUAAUUGCCCCAUAUCAGGCAACUAGUACCGAACAACUUUCUCUCGCUAGAGGGCAGCUCAUUAUGAUCAGAAAAAAGACUGAUUCAGGAUGGUGGGAGGGAGAACUGCAAGCCAAAGGAAGAAAAAGGCAGGUCGGAUGGUUUCCCGCUAGCUAUGUUAAGAUUUUAAAUAGUUCUGGCAAAAUUAGCGGUAGGACCACCCCAGUAUCAACUACAAGGAUGCAACAAGAAGUAGUUUUAGAUAAAGUGAUAGCACUAUACCCAUAUACAGCCCAAAAUCCGGACGAGUUAUCAUUCCUUAAAGACGAUAUUAUCAACGUGACGGCGCGAGAAGAAGAAGCGUGGUGGAGAGGCGAACUGAACGGGGUAUCUGGUCUCUUUCCUAGCAAUUAUGUGGCGCCACUUCAGCAAAGUCAAUUAUCCGCGGAAAACAAGAAACGCCUUGGGGCCAUAAACGAGCUAAUACAAACUGAGGAAACGUAUGUUAAUGAUAUGGCCGUGGUUCAUAAAGUUUUUGAAGUACCGCUGCGUAAAAGUAAAGUCGUGUCGACUAAGGAAAUUGACGAGAUUUUCGUGAACUGGCAGGAUAUUUUGCAGUGCAACAAGAGCUUUUUAGAAGAUUUAAAACGAGCAGUUAAUAGGCGAUCUGAGACCAUUGGAGACGUGAUUUGUCAACAUUUACCAAGAAUGACGGCGUACAUUGUAUUCUGCGGCAAACAACUGGAUAGCGCCGCAUUACUUCAAGAACUCACUGAAUCACAUACGCCAUUUAAAGAGCUAGUGAAAAAGUGCCAAAACAACUAUAUAACUAAAGGAAUGCCUUUAUCCUCAUUUUUAAUAAAACCCAUGCAAAGGAUAACAAAAUAUCCAUUGCUCAUUAGUAAGAUUCUAGAGAAUACCGAUGAGGACCAUGCUGACUACAAACUAUUAGAAGAAGCGCUCCGAAUAGCCGAAAAAUUCCUCAGUUGCGUUAACGAAAACGUAAGAUUGAAAGAGAACCAGGAAAGAAUGCAAUGGCUACAACAAAGCGUACAAAACGAAUUAAAUCUUACGUUUAAUAGCAACACAAAUAGGCUAGGCCCAAGGCAACUACUGCAUUUCGGCAGUUUUACCAAACUGAAGACGGGAAAGGAGCUUUUGGGGUUCUUAUUUAACGAUUUUUUCAUGUUAGUGCAGCCAAGUAAGGCCAUUAUCGGACAGUUUGGGUUUCAACGUAAUACCAAUGUCAUAUAUAAAAUGUAUAAGCAGCCAAUAUUAAUCCAAAACUUGUCAGUGAGUAGAGAAAGUUCUGAAUCUGUGGACCAAGGGACAGACUCCAAUCGAGUAAUUAGGCUUCAGGACGAAAAAACUGGCUACAAAAUAUUUUUAUUAGCGACAACCGUCCAUGAAUGUGGUACUUGGACCAAGAAGAUUGAUAAUGCUAAAGAGAGUUUCCAUAAAAUUAGCCAAUUAAGUAAACAGAGUAAAAGGAGAACGCUAUUGAAUACGAGCAGGUACUUAUGGGUUAGCAUGUUGGAGGCUACCGAUGUUGUUCUGAAAUGCAAUCCGCAGACUUGCGAUAAUUAUUGUAACAAAAAAGGUAAGCCCCACACCGAAAACGUUUACUGUAGGGUAUCCUUGGGUAGUCAGGAGCAAGAAACCGACUUUGCCAAGGACACUCUUAACAAUGGAAAUCUUCCCCAAAAUGGGACGCCUCUUAUACCGAGUCUAGUGUGGAACUGCAGCAUGCAGUUCCAGUUGAGGAAUGUUAACGAGGAAAGUCUUAAUUUUGUCGUUCUGGAGCAUAAUCCAUUUAGUUUAGAUGAAUUUCUAGGUAAAGCAGAACUUAAACUAAACGACAUCUACAGAGAAACUCAAUCAACCAAUGGUCCGAUUAUCAAAAAACUAAUACUCCAUCAAGUGGAAAGUGGAGAAAUAACAGUCAAAUUAGAUUUGCAUAUGUUUAAUAACUAUUAGCCUAGUUAAUCAAUUUUGACUAGAAUUUUGCAUGUAUACGUCUUUUUACAAGCCAGUGUAGCACAAUACACAAUUUAGGCGACAGCCAUUGUGAUGAAAUUUGUUUUCAUUUUCGUUAAAAGAAAUGGAUGUUACCGAAAAAUAUUAUUGUUAUAUUAUAUAUGCUCUACUAACGUUCUUUAUAUUAUAUACUAUAUUCUUUAUAACUAUACAUUUCUAAUUCUUUGACAGUUGACAAGACCUUGUAUUCCUAAUCACAAAAUAUUACUUUUUAUGUUUUUUUACUUUAACAUGAAAACUUGUAAGAUUUCGGGGUCUGUGCUUUUGCUCAAAAACUGCCAAAUUUAACAAAAUUGCCAUUUAUACUAUGUAUUUUUAUCUAUUUAGUAAUUGUUAUACUUUCCUUCUUAUAUAGAAAAUAUUAUAAGCUAAGUUAUAGUUGUUUGUAUUAAUUAUCAGUAUUUCUUUUUUUAGUUUUAUCUACUGUAUACUACUAAUAUAGUUUUACUAAUACAGGCAUGUCACAAGGUAA